AUGGAAGUGGCUGCUGCACCGCCAAGGAGGAGAAAUAGUGCAAAGGAUGCUGAGCAGAUGGAAGUGGACAAUGGGCAGAGUGCAACAGGUGGCGAUGGCGUUCUAGAGGUGACCAUGCAUGAGAGCACCAAAGGCAGCAGCAAGGCAAGGAAAGAGAACACACUCAUGCAAAAAGGUGGCAGGAAGAGGGGCCAACGGCGGGUGUCCAUAGCUGCGAUGGGCUGGCCUGUGAAGCCUGUCAGGCGAGCCAAGAACGAUGGUGUCCGCAAAGUGAAGGGUUCAAGAUUGAUCAAAAAGCAAAGGAAAGAAAGGAAGCAGCAAAUUCAGCAGGUUGCAGACCUGCUUGGAAACAUGGGGAUGCAAUAG
This is a messenger RNA of Ostreobium quekettii, 366 nucleotides long. Lineage: Eukaryota; Viridiplantae; Chlorophyta; Ulvophyceae; Bryopsidales; Ostreobiaceae. The record is from the annotation of a GenBank genome assembly.